AUGGUUGUCUUCUGUAUCACCAACGUUAAACUAGACAACAACAUGAAAUACGCUAAACUAGACAACAAUAUGAAAUAUGCUAAACUAGACAACAAUAUGAAAUACGCUAAACUAGACAACAAUAUGAAAUACGCUAAACUAGACAACAACAUGAAAUACGCUAAACUAGACAACAAUAGGAAAUAUGCUAAACUAGACAACAAUAUGAAAUACGCUAAACUAGACAACAAUAUGAAAUACGCUAAACUAGACAACAACAUGAAAUACGCUAAGCUAGACAACAAUAUGAAGUAUGAUAAACUAGACAACAAUAUGAAAUACGCUAAACUAGACAACAAUAUGAAAUACGCUAAACUAGACAACAAUAUGAAAUACCCUAAACUAGACAACAAUAUGAAAUACGCUAAACUAGACAACAACAUGAAAUACCCUAAACUAGACAACAACAUGAAAUACGCUAAACUAGACAACAAUAUGAAAUAUGCUCAAUGA
Molecule: messenger RNA, 492 nt
Organism: Candidula unifasciata
Lineage: Eukaryota; Metazoa; Mollusca; Gastropoda; Stylommatophora; Geomitridae
Source: the annotation of a GenBank genome assembly